AUGAUGAUUACUUCGACACUCACAACCUUACGUUUCACAGUUGGCCCACCAGAGAGGAAAAGUGCGAUAUCCUGGGCAAGGCAUCUAGUGCGGUUUAUCGUGCAGUUUUCCAGGCUUGAAGUGCUACGUCUAGGUUUUGAUUCUCGUAUUCAAAAAGGGGAUCUUAAGGCGCUAAGCGAAGGCAUUUGCCUCAAGAAUCUCCGCGUCUUGGAGAUCGACACAGUCAGUGGUACGGAAGAUCAUUUAGCUAGGCUACUUCUUGCCCAUAAAAUGACUUUGCGCGACGUGUAUCUGGAAUUAAUCGAACUUCCAACUCUAGAGUCCUGGAAAUCAUUACUCACGACUAUUCGGGAUGAAAUUUGUUUAGACUGCCUUGAAAUCACGGACUGUGAAGCCAGUCAUCGUAUCAUUAUGUUCGGCGACAAGCAGUUAUCGGAUUCUAUUAGCAUCCAAGGAGGGAAAAAAGUUUUGGAUAAUCUCAUCGGGACACUAAUGUUGGGGAAGAUGAUCUGA
Molecule: messenger RNA, 513 nt
Organism: Aspergillus luchuensis
Lineage: Eukaryota; Fungi; Ascomycota; Eurotiomycetes; Eurotiales; Aspergillaceae
Exons: 1
Coding region: 1-513 (170 amino acids)
Source: RefSeq, a predicted model, not a curated record